GAGUGGAGUCGGGACCUGUUAAGUGCUGAUCUGCUUGUGCUUCGGACCAUGGACUCAUUGAGGGCGUCCCAGGUGUGAAAAUGUCCAGCAGUAACCGGGAGUUAGUGAUUGACUUUGUUUCCUACAAGCUCUCGCAGAAGGGAUACAGCUGGAAUCAGCUGGAGGAGGAGGAUGAGAACAGGACUGACUUUGCAGCGGAGGAGGCCGAGAUGGACGGCGUCCUCAGUGGGACCCCCUCCUGGCAUCCACCCGCCAGCCACGUAGUGAACGGAGCUGCCGUGCACCGGAGCAGCCUCAAAGUCCAUGAAAUCGUUCAAGCAGCCGAUGUGAGGCAGGCGCUGAGAGAGGCGGGGGAUGAGUUUGAGUUGAGGUACCAGUGGGCUUUCAGCGACCUCACUUCCCAGCUCCACAUCACCCCCGGCAUGGCAUAUCAGAGUUUUGAGGAGGUAGUGAACGAACUCUUCCGUGAUGGAGUGAACUGGGGUCGCAUC
Molecule: messenger RNA, 491 nt
Organism: Fulmarus glacialis (Northern fulmar)
Lineage: Eukaryota; Metazoa; Chordata; Aves; Procellariiformes; Procellariidae
Gene: BCL2L1
Product: BCL2-like 1
Exons: 1
Biological process (GO): negative regulation of intrinsic apoptotic signaling pathway; intrinsic apoptotic signaling pathway in response to DNA damage; extrinsic apoptotic signaling pathway in absence of ligand
Cellular component (GO): mitochondrial outer membrane
Molecular function (GO): protein homodimerization activity; protein heterodimerization activity
Source: RefSeq, a predicted model, not a curated record